AAUGAUAGAGAUGAUAUCAAGAGAUUUUAUACAUUCAAAGUAGUUUUAUCACUUUAUUUGGAGAAGAAAUCGAUAUUAAAAAAGUGAAAGAUUUAUUUUUUGUGGAAUUGAAACAAUAUUAAGAGAUUAAUUUUUAAAUAAGAAGAGUUUAUUAAAAAUUGCAUUUACAAUCAAUGCAAAUAGAAUGCAUUAAUAAAAAUUCAAUUAAGUUAUUUGA
Paramecium sonneborni is the source of this 217-nucleotide messenger RNA. NCBI's taxonomy places the organism in Eukaryota, Ciliophora, Oligohymenophorea, Peniculida, Parameciidae. The record is from the annotation of a GenBank genome assembly.